Aedes aegypti (yellow fever mosquito) is the source of this 2801-nucleotide messenger RNA. RefSeq names its product PDZ domain-containing protein GIPC3 (gene kermit). The record is from RefSeq and is a predicted model, not a curated record. Bases 1095 to 2129 code for a protein of 344 amino acids. Gene Ontology annotation, molecular function: protein binding. The transcript has 6 exons. Lineage: Eukaryota; Metazoa; Arthropoda; Insecta; Diptera; Culicidae.
AGCUUUUUGUAUAGCAGUAAACAUAACGGUCCCAAGCGCCAAGCUGCUCGCAAGUGCUCGGCUUAUUUUGAGUCCGCAUUGAAGUAACCAUAGAUUGCCAAGUCAACGUAGUUUUCUCCGGGGAAACUUUCUCGCCGUUUGUUCCGCUGCUUUGUGUGGAGCUUGAAGGGGCACUCUGGUUGCCUAUGUCCAUCGUUUGAGUCGAAGAAUCGUAGACUAGCCGGUCGGUGAUAGAGCCUCUCGAGUUCGCUCUCGCGUGUUCUCAUUUUUUUCUGAUCGGAGUGUUAUUUUUUGUAUGCUUGUGCUUCUUGGAGUUCAAGUCCAAGAUCUGUGCGCGCGGAUCGGUGGUUCAGCAGCCAGUGACCAACUUGUGGAGCAUCCAGCCAGUCCGGUGCGGAAUUCGUUGAACUUUCUCGGUCCUCUCACGAGCUUCACCGUGUUUCCAGGAGCAUACCAGGAGGAACAGGGCCUGUGUGGGGUGGCCAAUAUCGCGCACUGUGUUCCCGUUGUUCGGGGAAUUGAAAUUUUUUUCUCUUAUCAAAUUCAAGUGUACAUAAAAUUGCAGCGACACUAUUCUGAUACGACACUUCAUGGAAUGUUUAUACAGGGGUUCUGUUAUCAGCAUUUGUGUCGGAGAGUGUUGGUGAAAGAUAAAAAUACAGGCUCGCAAUUAUCAGCUACCGUUGUUCUGGAAGAAGAAGGCCUUCGAUUUGCAAAAGUAGAGUGUGCUUGGCCAAGAAAACGAUGAGGUGUUCGGUUUCGUUAUCGGGUUGUUGAAAAUUUUUACGGAUCGAGUGCUAGUGCAUUAAAUUUUACCGUUUUCUUCGGUGGGAAUAAGAAACGCAAAAGGAAGGAGAACAAAUCCGGCCGAAAAUAUCUGUAGAGAGAAUUCCAAUUAGUGGUUUGUGCUUCAGUUUGUGUGUGUGUGUGGGGUGCAUUAGGAAGUAGACCAACUAAUCCCGAUCUCUUGGGAUCAAUUAGCGCAUCUCUCUAUCCGAUCAUUCUCCGAUUCCUCUCUCGCUGGAAUCGUCGAUCCUGAUUCCUUCGAUUUCUGAUUGUCUGACCAGGCGCGUGUGCGACGCAUCCAAACCCAAAUGCCUUUGUUCAACAAGAAGAGUGCAAAAAUCUCUAACCCAUCCCCUCCCAUGACGAAAGAUCCCCACCACCAUCUUUUCUACGAGAAUAACAACGGCUUUAACGGCAAGAAUCUGGCAGGGAGCACAAUGCCCACGGCACCGCACAUCGAUGACCUUAACGGGAGCCACGAGGCCAACGUGACCAAGCCACAGCUCGUGUUCAACUGCCAGCUGGCCCACGGCAGUCCAACGGGCUUCAUCACCGGGUUUGCCAGCGUCAAGGAGCUGUACCAGAAGAUCGCCGAAUGCUACGACUUUGCGAUGGAUGAGAUUCUAUUUUGCACGCUAAAUUCCCACAAGGUCGACAUGAGUAACCUUCUGGGCGGCCAGAUCGGUUUGAACGAUUUCAUCUUCGCACACAAAAAAGGUCGAGCGAAGGAGGUGGAAAUAGUCAAAUCGGAAGACGCCCUCGGACUGACCAUCACCGACAACGGUGCCGGAUAUGCGUUCAUCAAGCGAAUCAAAAGCGGAAGCGUCAUCGACCGGAUCCAGCACAUACAGGUUGGCGAUCACAUUGAAAAGCUGGACGGUAUCAACGUGGUUGGAAAGCGACACUACGAGGUGGCCCGCAUGCUGAAGGACAUCCCCACCGGAUCGACCUUUACGAUUCGAUUGGUCGAACCGAUGAAGAGCGGAUUCCAGGGCAUUGCACCACGCAAAGGUGGCGCCAAACAGUCGAAACCGGGCUACGGCAGCGGAAAGGAGACGCUUAGGUUUAAGGCCAACGGCAAUGCCGCCAUUGAAGACGAGCACGACGACGCUACACAAUGUGGAAUAGAUGCCAUCAAUACACUGCUAGAUUCGUUUAUGGGAAUCAACGACACUGAAUUAGCGACACAAAUCUGGGACUUAGGAAGCAAUAAAACCAACUCGAUGGACUUUGCCGAGGCGAUUGACGCAUCCGACCUGGAAGCCUUCGGAUUCACCGACGACUUUAUCAUCGAACUGUGGGGUGCAAUCACCGACGCUCGGCAGGGCCGUCACCGAAGAUAAAUGCUGACUCAACCAUCAGGAAACGUAAAAAUUAACAAAUAGCAACCGCCAAGCCAAUCGCUGAAAAAAGCGUUUCUGUACCCCUUUCUCCUUUUUUUCGCAAAUAAAUCAUAAACGUAGAAUGGAUUUAGUUUCUGAACGUAGAAUAUUUGUGAUCGCUUUCCACAGAUGAGUAAUGCAUGAAUUUAUUUAUAAUCAACAGCAACGAAAGCGAUAACAAAAAUGUCCAAAAUCAUAUAUUAAUAGCAUUUAUGUUUGUCAAAAUGACCAGAUAGGAAGAAACCUGUAAGGAUUGUAAAGCAUUCCUUCCGGAAGAACCAAUACUUAUGACGAAAUGUGUAGCUAGCUAACGAACAGCAACUCAAGACAAAUGAAAAAGACAUUCAUUUAUGUGAAAGUGAUAAUACGGAUAAUUUUAACUACUAUUAACGUUAUUCAGAUGAAAUUGCAGGAGAAAAAAGUGUACUUACUGAUUGUCGUCAGAGCGACCGAAGAAGAAGAAAGAGUUUAUGUAGAUUUUAUUUAUCGACUGGAAAAGAACGGAAAUCAAGUCAUGGAUGGAGUUAUUUUAGCCGUUUAGAAAAAAAAGAAGAUGAAGAAAGUGUCGAUAUGAUUCUUGUACGAUUAAGCAAUGAUCAACGUUUAGAAAUACAGAGUUAAGAUUACAAAAAA